UGUGGCUGAAGUUACAAGAAACCAAAAUGCCGGCUUCGAUAAGCAUGGAUGAGAAUCUAGGAUUCCAGUCUGGACUUUCCAGACCAGGGCUGAAUCCCCCAUCAGUUCAAUUUGAGAAUGGAUUUUGUGAAGCUAGCUCAGAACUCAUCCGAGGUGGAUUGGGUGCAUAUGGAAAGAGAAUUUGUGGGUCAAGUUCUCAGUAUGUGCAAAGCAAUAUAUGCAAGUACUUCUCAGAUCCUCAAUACUACUUCCAAGUGAACGCUCACUAUGUCAGGAACAAACUGAAGAUAAUUUUGUUUCCAUUUCUGCACAGAGGGCAUUGGACGAGGAGAACGGAGCCAGUUGGAGGCAGGCUUUCUUAUAAACCUCCAAUCACUGACAUACAUGCUCCAGAUUUAUACAUUCCAUUCAUGACAUUUGCAACAUACUUGGUUCUUGCUGGCAUCUCACUAGGCCUCUCUGGGAAAUUUAGCCCGGAAGCCAUAAAUUGGCAGUUUGUGAAGGGGAUGAUAGGCUGGCUGCUUCAAGUGAUGCUGCUAAAGGCAUCGUUGUCUUCGCUGGGGGGCGGAGAGGCACCUUUGCUGGACAUGAUAGCAUAUACUGGUUACACUUUCACAGGGCUGUGUGUGGCUGUUCUAGGGCGAAUCACAUUGAGCUAUGCAUAUUACUUGAUAAUCAUAUGGACAUCCAUGUGCUCAGGCAUCUUCCUGGCAAAGACAAUCAAGAUAACUUUGUAUGCUGAGCUCCAUAGUUAUGAUGCAAACAUGCAUCACUAUCUCUUGCUUGGUAUCGCAUUUUCACAGUUCCCGUUGAUUAUCUGGCUCAGCAACCCUACUGGCAAUUGGCUUUCCUGAAUCUGCUGUUUCAAUGCAAAUAUGCUCCGUUGCUCAGAUCUUUAGUAGUAGCAGCAUACUGUCCCACUUGAAUGAACAUUUUGUUGUGCAUGGCUAGGACUUGAAUUCUUUUAAACCUGUUUGCAGGAGUUUAAAUGUA
Prunus persica (peach) is the source of this 993-nucleotide messenger RNA. Its product is annotated as protein YIF1B. Gene Ontology annotation, biological process: endoplasmic reticulum to Golgi vesicle-mediated transport. The transcript has 5 exons. The coding region runs from base 27 to 854 and encodes 275 amino acids. Gene Ontology annotation, cellular component: endoplasmic reticulum membrane; COPII-coated ER to Golgi transport vesicle; Golgi membrane. NCBI's taxonomy places the organism in Eukaryota, Viridiplantae, Streptophyta, Magnoliopsida, Rosales, Rosaceae. The record is from RefSeq and is a predicted model, not a curated record.